Molecule: messenger RNA, 855 nt
Organism: Ruditapes philippinarum (Manila clam)
Lineage: Eukaryota; Metazoa; Mollusca; Bivalvia; Venerida; Veneridae
Exons: 2
Coding region: 5-841 (278 amino acids)
Source: RefSeq, a predicted model, not a curated record
CAAAAUGUCGGUUUUACUAUUUAUCAGUUUAUUUUAUGUGAUAUUGAAUGGACAUUUCAUUGCCAUGGAUAAUGGACUCAAAGAACCAAUAUGUACAUCAAGAUUUGACUAUGAGCAUAAGAUGUUACAUCAAAUGGUAUUGCAGGAAAUCGAACAAAAGAAAAUGAAAGAAUCCAUCAACGAUCUGAAUACAUUGAUAAAUACUCUGAAAGAUGAAAAUGCUGAAUACAGAAAAGCAGUUAAAGCAGUGGAGGACAAUUUGAAUAAGAUAGAGGCCAAAUGCUUGCGUGGGAGCUCUGAAAGUUCGUAUGUUCGUUGGGGAAGGACAAAGUGUCCUGCUAAUGGAACAGAGCUUGUCUAUAAAGGUUUUGCCGGUGGUGCGCGUUAUGACAAAGCCGGCGCGUCUAAUUAUCUAUGUCUGCCUGACGAACCGAUAUGGGGUGCUUAUGAAGAUGCGGAGCAAUCGUCUGGUACUGUAUGGGGAGUUGAGUAUGAACUGCAUCAAAGAAACAUGAAUAAUUUCUUUGGAAAAGCCCUGCAUAACCACGAUGUGCCAUGCUGUGUAUGUGCGACAAAGCGAUCAAAUAUGCUGAUGCUACCUGGUAGGAACGUAUGUUAUGAUGGUUGGACAUUGGAAUACAGCGGGUAUCUUGUGAGUGAUCACGAGACACAUCACGCAAGCGAAUUUCUUUGCCUUGAUAGUGGGCCAGAAUUUCUUCCCAACGGCUCAUCUGAUAAGAAUGGAAGAUUGUUAUAUUUUGUCGAGGCACGUUGUGGAUCACUUCCGUGUCCGCCUUACGUAAACGGAAGGGAACUGACUUGUGCUGUAUGUUCAAAAUGAAUGAUAAAAUAUUG